Molecule: messenger RNA, 825 nt
Organism: Gastrolobium bilobum
Lineage: Eukaryota; Viridiplantae; Streptophyta; Magnoliopsida; Fabales; Fabaceae
Product: NDR1/HIN1-like protein 10
Exons: 1
Coding region: 1-684 (227 amino acids)
Biological process (GO): defense response to other organism
Source: RefSeq, a predicted model, not a curated record
AUGGCCGAUAAGCAACCCCAGUUGAACGGUGCCUAUUACGGGCCUGCCAUUCCACCGGCGGAGCAACACCGAUACCGUCAUCACCGCGGCAGAAGCUGUUGUUGCUGCCUCUUCGGCUUCUUCUGGAAGCUUCUCAUUGCCCUCAUCGUCCUCGCUGGCCUAGCAAUCCUCAUCUUCUGGCUGGUCGUUCAACCACGUUCUUUCAAGUUCUACGUCACUGAAGCCAAGCUAACCCAAUUUGACUACUCCAACAACACCCUACGUUACAACAUGGUGCUCAACUUCACCGCCCGCAACCCCAACAAAAAGCUCAGCAUUUACUACGACAAAGUGGAGGCCCUGGCAUUCUACGAGGGAUCUAGGUUUGCUAAUUCCGAUGUGAUCACGCACAUGAAUUCAUUCCGCCAGUACAAGAAGAGCACGAACCCCAUGAGUGCUGUUUUCUCAGGUCAGCCAUUGUUGCUGCUUGACAAUGAUCAGGUAUCUGAUUUCAACCAAGACAAGAGUGCUGGCGUUUAUGACAUCUAUGUCAAACUCUACUUCAGGAUUAGGUUCAGGCUCGGCGACGUGAUAACUGGAACCAAGAAGCCCAAAGCCAAAUGUGAGCUCAAGGUUCCAUUAAGUUCUAAUUCCGCCACAAUCCUCACUCCCUUUGAGCCCGUCAAGUGUGAUGUUGAUUUCUAGGGUAUACCUGAUAUGAUAUCGGCGAUUGGUUUUGGAAAUUUCUUCCUUUACCCCAUUAUUUUAGUAAUUCUUGUGACUAUUUGUUUGACCCUUGUUAUUAUUUAAUUCAUUCUUUGACCAUAUGUACUAUAUGUGUAUACG